Lactuca virosa is the source of this 1416-nucleotide messenger RNA. The record is from the annotation of a GenBank genome assembly. Lineage: Eukaryota; Viridiplantae; Streptophyta; Magnoliopsida; Asterales; Asteraceae.
AUGGAGAAUAAUUACUCAUAUUCUUCAUAUCCAGACUCCAACACCUCCACUCCUCGCUCCCGGGAAGUCGAUUGCGAAACGGCCUCAUACGACGAACAGCUCGCCAACAACAACAACCCUAACCCUAACCCUAACAAUAAUGCUUCCAAUUACAAGGUCAAGCUUAUGUGCAGUUAUGGAGGUAAGAUACUGCCACGGCCACAUGAUAAUCAACUCACUUAUAUCGGCGGAGAUACCAAAAUCCUCACCGUGGAUCGUAACAUUAGGUACGCUUUGAUUUUACAAAAACUUGGUUCGCUUUCCGAUUCGACCGAUAUCUGUUUUAAGUACCAAUUGCCUGGGGAAGAUCUUGAUGCGUUGAUCUCGGUUACGAACGAUGAGGAUUUGGAACAUAUGAUGACCGAAUACGAUAGGAUAUUCCGAUCUUCUGUUAAGCCGGUGAGGCUUCGGUUGUUUUUAUUUCCUUUAUCUCCGUCGAGUUACGGUAGCGGUGGCGAAAGUAAGACGGAGCAGCAGUGGUUUGUCGAUGCGUUGAACGCCGUGCAGAUCUCGUCUGCGCAGGCUUCAUCGCCGGCAUCGGAAAAUCCUGAUUUUCUGUUUGGAUUCGAUAAAGGGAAUGCGCCGGUACAGGCUCCGUCAAAGGUGCAGGAUGUCGCGGCCGUUGUCGUGCCACAGGCGAACGUUUCAGAAGGCGCUCGUCCGGAAUCGGAGUGCGGUUCCGAGGAUAGUAAUAGCAACCGUCUCGUGAUCUCCGAUCCGGUUGUGUCACCGACGGUAGAAAUCCAGAGACAGAUUCAGGAAUCUCAAAGGAUGCAGAUUGCAGCUAGUCACGAACAAGCUAUGAAUAUCGACCCCAGGGCUUAUUACGGAGACUAUUACACUCAGAAAAUUCAACCGGCGCCGGCGACAGGUCAACCGCGGUACUGGCAAGAACAACGACAUAUGACAACAGGUGGUUACACUAUGUCGGUGGCGGGAACCGACUCUCCAGUUUACCUAAUUCCAUCGUCGAAUGGUGUUUAUUCGUCUCAAGCUCCAUCUCCGGCACCGGCGGCGCCUGCGAGUCAGACACUCCGACCGGCAACAGUUCAGGUGAAUCAAGGUCAGGCGUACUAUGGGAUGCAGAGGAUGGUUAAUCAACCUGAAUUCUACCGGGAACAGCCGAUGUACAGCACAAUGACACAGACUCCAGUUCAACAACAAAAGAUCGGAACAUAUCAAGAAGCAAUCGGAAUGGUGAGACCACAGGCUGAGAUGGGGUAUGGUCAGGUUGGUAUUGACGCCACCGGCCGGCAGGUUUAUUAUACAACAUCGCAGGGAGGAAUGCCCACCUCCUACCAACCGGUGGUUGCCGGCCCUGGUUUGGCCGUUAAUCAAGAGGGUAAGAUGGUUGUGAACCCUAAUAAGGCUCCCUAG